CCUGUGCGAAAGCCGCAAAAGGAGGGAAAAAACCAAAACCUCCUUGGACAAAACUGACAAAUCGACAAAACGCGUGGUGUGUGUUUUGUUGUAUUUUGUGGUGUUUAGUGUGCGUAGCGUGAUCGGUGUGUUGUCGCUGGGUAGACUGGAUUUCUGCGCUGCAGUUGAUGGAGCAUGUGCCCGUGGCAGCUAUUUCAACAGAUGAAACUUUUAAUGGACUUGCUUGGUUUAGUGAGACGUUCACGAUAUCAACGACGGUUGCCGAAAGCUGGGAGUGAAGAACUGUUGUGACGGCCAGCUGUUGGUCACUAUUGUAUGUUCUCUGCAAUCGUGGACCGAAAAUGACUCGAGUUACAAAUUCCCGUCGAAACUUUGCAAAGUCGGGUGCAAGCAAAGCUGUGAUACCGACAGAUGACAGGGCAGGACUGAACCAGGAGGGGCCCUCUAGUCUAGCACGCCACAUCCAGCUGCCUGAGCUGCCCGUGGAUGGUGAUCUUGCGUUUGAGGCACAAGCAGCGCUCUUUGCUGUGGUGCUGCUGGUGUGCCAGCAACUGCAGCUGCACCGAGCCGCCUGGUGGCUGCCACAUGCACACCAAGACCAGGCACUGCACUAUGAACUGGUGGAGCCGCACGCGGCUGCUCUGAGCCUAGCGAUCAUGUGCCACCCGCUGCCGGCGGCCUUUGCCCAGCGAGUGCUGGCUGCUUUGCUGCCAAUCAGCUGGGAGCCCCGUGCGACAGCCGUGUGCCGAGGGGCCACAUUGAUGGCCACUGCAGGGCUUGUGGCUUGGGCAGCCUUCCACGUGUGCUGCAAGCAUGGCGUUUUCAGUGUCCUGUGCCUUGCCUACCCGGGGGUUAUUCACGUAGUGCUGUUUGGGCCCCGGCCAGGACUAAUACGCGAAUGGCCUAUGCCUGUGGCACACGUGUGUUCCUCUGUGCCAGCUGAAGUGAGGGCCGAGGUGGAGCGCCACAAGCAUGACUUCAAUGAGCGACUCAAGCGGUGUCUCUUCCAGGCACUGCUAGUGACGUACUAUGCGGCCCUGCAGCCGUGCUGCUUUGUGCCGCCAUCUCUGCAUCUGGAGCCCUGGGCACUUGCCCAGCACGGCUUGCUGGCUUGGCUGGCUGCUUUGACGCUGCAUGCUUCACGCCUGUUCCCACCACGUUACCUGGAUUCACUGCACAGGGCCGCACUGCACCUCGGACGCUGGCGCCGCCUUGAGGCUCGUCAUGUCCAUGCCCCACAUCAUCUGUGGUCCGACACAGUGCUGUGGCCCCAGAAUAACCUGGUGAAGCACAGUCGUGAGUUCUUCCGGGCAGAGGGGGUCAGCAACGCUGCGGAGCCGGGCCACCCAUGGCAUGGCCGUUUCUAUGGUCUGUUCCGAAGUCCCGCUGUGGUGGUCGGGGGAGCACUUGCACUACAGGCAGCUCAGCUGCUGUUCUUGCUUUACCUUCUGGCUAGUUCGUCGGAGUGGCAUCGGCUGCUUACAGCCAGUCUGCUCGUGUUGCUCAAUGCACUGACCCUCUUCAAACUAGCGCGUCAGUAUCUAGUCCUUGACAAAGUCUAUCAUGCGGAGCGCCUGCUGCACGAGCGACUUGCGUCCUGAGUUCGUCCCUCAGUUAGGUUGGUUCCUAGUUCUGCUUCUGGCGGACCACGACCCAAGCUUGUCUUGCAUUACUUGGUUGACCCGCAAUCUCUCAGAAUGGUGAAUGCAUGCAGCAAGUGAGCGCUGCCUGUGUUUGCGGUAAGAGUGCACAUACAUGCGUUCUUACUGUAGGUUCUGGUCCAAGUGAAAGUCGAAAAUACUUAGUCAAGCUGAAGACUAAGAGAUGCUUACAGACAAAGCAGUGAGAAGACACCGCAGUACCUAUGCAGGAGCCGUGUAAAGCAGAAGACACAAGGUACAAAUGACUUAUUCUACGAAAUGCAUCCCACGAGGCCUGAGAAGAUUGCAUCGGGCUCUAGCAGUCAGAUAUGUUGCACAUUUUAUUGGCUGCCAUGUUGUACCUUGUGUGUCCUGCUCAGUGUUGCCAGUGGAGCUCGUACGUAUGGCCAUCCUGACCCAGGUUGAAGCAAAUGCUAAAACACAUGUGUAUGCAACAUGAGGCUGUUUUUAUCAGAAAUACACUGCCCUAAGCUCUUCAAGAUCUCAAGCUCUGGUGCAGUGGCAAAAAUCACAGAAACCAAAGCUUGUAUUCAUGUAGCACUUCAUCAAACAGAGCGCUUCACAGGAACAGGCACUGCAUAAUGAUGACGACAAACAGAAAAUUAGCAAAGGUUGUCCAAUCUAUGAAAAACUGCUCUUGUGAUUGAAAAGAUUUGUGAAUUCAGGCUCAAGUUUAUUUUCAUGUGCAUUUGUUAAGUCUUGCUCAAUUAGGUAUGGAGCCCAAAGCCAGCUUAUAGCUUGCUCAUUGCCCAACAUGGCAAAUGGUACUUUAUGCAAGGUUUCUCUUAAGUUAAAUGUCAUUUGAAGGGACACUGAUGAUACACAUUAGGCUGCUGCUUCAAGUUGUCUUAUCAAGAACAGGACUUUAGUGAAAAAAAUAGGAUAAACAUUUGACGGUAUUGCCACUGCCGCAGUGAAAAUGUGUUACUGACUUUCAAGAUGUAGCAUGUCCCAUUUAUACCUGGCAAAUUGUAAACACUCACUGACAAUGAUAAAGGUGCAUAGAAUUUCAGUGUGAAAGAAAAUGCAGUUCUGGCACUUUUGUUGGAUGUUGCUCAUUCAUUUGUUCAUUGUCCAUUUUGUGAUUUAGUUCAUUGCUCAUUCCCAUCAUCUCUUUGUUGAUGUUGUUUUCUUCUUGAGGUUCAAUCAUGUUUAGCACUUGUAUUCAUUCCAUUCUGCAUUAGUGAAGAUGUGGACAACCAUUCCCGGACGCCUUUGUUGACCUUGUACAUUUGCUGGGCUUUCUUAGUUCAUGGUUGGAAAUAAAAUUUUAUUAUGUAACGACAUUCAUAAUGACAAAAUGUGCAUUUUUUAAAAAGAAGAACCUGUGCCAUUGAUUACCUAGAUUAAAGAAGGAUUACGAUGAAAGGCAGCAGUGUACAGUGUACCUUAUGGCUUUAGGGUGACGUACAAAUCAUGAAAAAUUUGUCCCACCUCAAGCUAAAUUUGGUGUCCAGAGUGAUUCCAAAAUUCACUGAAAUCACACACAAAAUUAUUUUCCAAAAGAUUAUUUUGUAAUUGCCUAUUCACAGCUUUGCAGGGUCUACGAGAUAACCACAACAUAAGCGUAGUGCAUAUACUACUUAGUGUAUACAAUUAGCUUGUAUAGUGACCUACACUUUUAUUUUAUCUUUAAAAGAAGGUUUUGCACUUUUUGCUUAUUUUUGCUCAGAUUUUGCAUCAAGAUUGCUUUUUUUGGUCCUUGUUCUGCAAAACACUCAGUGUCUUUACUUGCCUGGUUCAUCUGUGAAAGGUAAAAAACAACAUUGUUUCCAAACCUUGCCAUUGGAGGAACAGGCUGCUUGCUCACAGAGACAUGCAGUGGUUCAAUGCUCAUCUACAAAUAAAUGUCUGGGCAAGCCUGGCAGACAAUGAUGCUAACUAUUUUAUCGUUUCCGACCAAUAGAUGUGAUCAUGUUGCUAAAUUUGGGCAAAGGCAAAGCAGCUGUGCACAAAAUUUUGUUUUGAAAUUGUUGGAAUAAAAACGGUUGCAACAAAGGCUAGUGCAUAGCCUCACACUUCUGUAGAGUUAGGCAGUUUUGAGCAAUCACAGAUGGACGCACUGGGAUUUUGUACUAAGUUGCACAUGAAUACCGUGGUGUGUGGCAGUAUGCUUCAGUUACUUUUCUGUGCUGCUUGAGCAUGUCAUCACCAAUAUAUUAGGGCACUGGUUACAGUUUCCUUUCAUGUGUUUAGACAUGCUCAAACACAGAUUACAUUGCAUUUGUUGGGCACUGACUGGGUGAUUUCUGCUAUGUUGCGCAUUCAAAAAUGUCACAUUGAGAUACUGAUGGCCAUAUACAAUGUUGCUUAAAAAAGAUUGCUGCAGAGAAUUCUGUGCUUGUGUAGUCUUCUUCCUCAAAACAUUUUCAUUUGUUGCCUUAUGACUAAACCUAUCACUCCCAUUAAGUACGAUGGCUUGGUGAGUGCCAGCAUGAUGUCAAACAGUCUGAUGUCUCAGCCCUUACUCAGUCUGAUGAAGGUUGUCAGUCAGUUUAUUGAAGGUGAUGUAUUUAUUACUGCAGCCGUUGAACACUACAAUAAAAUAUGUUUAUGGAAGAA
Messenger RNA from Dermacentor silvarum, 4223 nucleotides. Its product is annotated as transmembrane protein 39A-B-like. Lineage: Eukaryota; Metazoa; Arthropoda; Arachnida; Ixodida; Ixodidae. The record is from RefSeq and is a predicted model, not a curated record. Gene Ontology annotation, cellular component: membrane.